GGCUAUAAACCCCCACCACCACCGAGCCGAGGGGAGGCCGCCUCCAUUCCAUUCCACCUGAUUCCUCCUCUACUCACCACCAGCUGCUAGCUGCUCGUGCCUCACAGUGGGCCGCCGACUAGCUGCUCUGCUCUGCUCCUCCUUCCUGCUCUAGUAGACCAGACCAGACCAGACCAGAGUGGGCCGCCUGAGCAACAACGCAAGCUACUCCCUCCUCCAUCUAGCUAGCUCAGAUCAUCGCGGCCAGCUGCAGCAGUCACCAACCGCCGCUCCAACCAACCAAACCACAGCCACGACAAGAUCCAUCGACCCAGAGGAGACUCGACAAGAGAUCUCAUCAGCCUCCAACACACCAAAACCGCAACCAUGUACGCCGACGCCGGCUUUGGCUUCGCCGCCGCACACUCUUGGGGACAGCCCCCGCCCCUCGACUUCUCCUUCUCCUCCGCUCACCAGCCUCCUCCCCUUCCUCUACCUGCCGACGCCUGCAUCUCCAUGGACGACAGCUAUGCCACUGCCAUGCCGCUUAUCGCCGACGCGCCGGAGAUCGCCGCCGCUGCCCACCUGGGAAACAUGGUGCAACCAUCCUUGGUAUCAGAAUAUGACCUUGGAGGAGAAGGAGACCUGUUCAAAGCUCCAGAACCCAUCAUUGAGGAACCACUGCUUAGCCUUGAUCCAGUUGCCGCUGCCAUUUCAAUGAUGUCUGGUAGCGAAAGUGCAAUGGAUGAAACCAUCAAGGCUGCAGACAUUGGCACCAUUCAAAAUGAUCCUCUUCUAAGUGAGGUGCUAUAUGAGUGCGAGAAGGAACUCAUGGAGGAGUCUGCAAUCGAAGAGACGAUUUCUGAACUGCUGGAUGUUAAGAUUCCCAUGCUGCAAGUCGAAGAAAUCCCAAGGCAAGCUGAAGAAGUUCUUAGACAGGUCAAACUCCCGACCAUGGAGAAAGAGAAAUCGUCCGUUCCUGAAUGUUCACUCCAGAAGAGUGUCAGUUCUGGAUGCCUUAACUCAGCCGAUUGGAUGAAUGGACCAAUCAGGCCAAACUUUUUGGGAUUUCAAGGACUGGACUUCGAGGUAGCAUUUGGGUUGAGGAGAGCGUACAGCGAAGGAGACAUUCAGAAUCUCGGAGCCAACACCCCUCGACCAGCAAAUGCAGCAAAUGUUCAAACAUCUUGUGACAGGCUUGAAACCAUUAGUGACCUGAAGACUGAAGAAAGGAAGCAAAAGCUUUCCAGGUACAGAAAGAAGAAGAUCAAGAGAAACUUUGGCAGAAAGAUCAAGUAUGCUUGCAGGAAAGCUCUGGCAGACAGCCAGCCAAGAGUGCGAGGAAGGUUUGCCAAGAUUGAGGAAUGUGACCUGCUGAAGCCGAGGAAGUAGAUGGAGAGGUGGCCAAGCUUGCAAGGAAUCCACUCGAGAGCUUGAUGGAGCUUUGGCUUCUAGAAGCUUCUGGAGAUGAAGGUGCACCACCUUCUGCGAUGGAGGUGGAGAGACAUUGUGUUGCCCGUCGGAAUUAAUUCAGUUGUUCAAUCAAUCUCCUCUUUUCCGGGCUGCAUUCUAUUUCCCUUGUGUAAUAAUAUGCUUUGCUGCAAGGGAGUGAAGAGCUGAAAUCUCCUGUACAAAGGCUUGAACAUGACAAUAAAACUCAGCUCCCCUCUUGCUUGGCAUGUAAUCUUAAUCUAAAUAUUAUCAUUGCACUCUUCUGAUGAUCGUUGAUACCUCUUGAUGAGUUAUGAACUGUCAGAAUGAAUUCAACUUGCUGUCUUCA
Messenger RNA from Phragmites australis (common reed), 1759 nucleotides. RefSeq lists its product as uncharacterized. Gene Ontology annotation, cellular component: nucleus. Lineage: Eukaryota; Viridiplantae; Streptophyta; Magnoliopsida; Poales; Poaceae. The transcript is spliced from 4 exons. The record is from RefSeq and is a predicted model, not a curated record. The coding region runs from base 367 to 1371 and encodes 334 amino acids. Gene Ontology annotation, biological process: regulation of flower development. Gene Ontology annotation, molecular function: protein binding.